Molecule: messenger RNA, 4822 nt
Organism: Guyanagaster necrorhizus
Lineage: Eukaryota; Fungi; Basidiomycota; Agaricomycetes; Agaricales; Physalacriaceae
Exons: 18
Coding region: 22-4731 (1569 amino acids)
Biological process (GO): proteasome-mediated ubiquitin-dependent protein catabolic process
Cellular component (GO): nucleus; cytoplasm; GID complex
Molecular function (GO): ubiquitin protein ligase activity
Source: RefSeq, a predicted model, not a curated record
AUUCUAUUCAUCACGAACACUAUGGAAGCCGCUCUAAAGGAGCUCACCAAACUGGAAAGGCUGACUGGCGACUCCUCAGCCAAGGCGAAAUCUGCUUCCGUUUCGGACUCACUGGAUUCACUUAUCGAUUCUCUCCGCACUGCCAGGCAACUCUGCAUAGAAGGUGACUUACCUGAUGACUCCUGCAUUAAUUUAUCGCGUACUACGGAGUCAAGGAAAAAGGACAUCGACGAGCGACAGAAGGAGAUUUAUUCCUCAAUGUCUCGCCUUGGGAAAGCCCUGGAAAAGAAAUUCACUAGCACACUGCCUUCUUAUCCAAAUCUGUUCACAUCUGAAGAGGCCGUUACUGCGUUGGAGCGAACCGUAGUGUUACACUUCCUACGCACAGGCCAGUUCGACACGGCCCAGACACUUCUAGAGGAAUCCAACACGGAUAUUCCGAGUGUUUUGCGGGAGCAAUUCAUCGAUCUUCAUAGGAUUCUACAGGCCCUGAAGGAUCAGGAUACGGGUCCGGCACUUCAAUGGGCACGAGAAAACCGAGACUUUCUGAAAUCACGGGCAUCUCCCCUAGAGUUCUAUCUACAUCGUUCCCAAUAUGUUCGACUUCUGUUAUUUUCACAUCCCCCAGACCCACGCCCGGCGCUCGCAUAUGCGAACUCUUCAAUGCGAUCGUUUUAUGAUCAUCACGAAGAUGAGUUCAAGCGCCUGAUGACCUGCCUCGCAUUCCUGCCGUUGUCCCGUUUAAAGACCUCUCCCUAUGCGGAUUUGGCAUCGCCAUCGCUACACUGGGACCUUGAGCCCCUCUUCGCCAGGGAGUAUUGUGCCAGUUUAGGGAUGAGUAAACAGAUACCGCUUAAAGUAGUGACCAAAAUCGGUGGAGGUGGUGCCUUGGCCAAGAUAGAAAAGGGAAAACGCGUGAUGCGGGAGAGAAAGAGUGAAUGGAGCCAAUCUGACGAGUUACCGAUUGAAAUACCGGUUCCCUCAGAGAACAGAUACCAUUCAAUCUUCACAUGUCCAGUCUCUAAGGAACAGUCCACUGAAGCAAAUCCGCCGAUGAUGAUGACAUGUGGCCAUGUUAUAGCAAGAGACAGCCUACAGAAACUGAGCAAACCCGGAGGUGUCCAUACUGUCCAACAGAGUCGCAGGCAUCUUCGGCGCUACCUGUAUACUUCUGAUUCUUUUCACGUGUACAGCACUGUAAUAGUACCACCGACCGGAAAUUAUAAUAGGACUUGUAAAAUUUUAAACAAUUUGCGCUGGCCUGGAUGUGGCGGCUGUGGAGUUGCGGCCCUUACGGUGCGCUUACGGUCAUGCUUAUGUCACGUUGACCUAAGCAAGGGAUGGCUCACGGGGGACGCCGUUGUUACAUACUUGCUGUCCGCUUCGUCAGUGCCAGCAAAGGCGACUGCUGUCGUAUGUCCUUGCCUGGGCACCAUGUCGGCCUUUCGACCUACAAGAUCCUCUCCUCCUUCCAAGGCUGCUGAACUUGCCCAGUCUAUCACCCAGUCUCUCGCCUCGUCGCGUUCCGCUCCCCCAGUACCUGAGCUCACUGGUCUAUCUCAAGAAGAUGUCAAUUUGUUGGACGCCAUCAUCGACCGUGCAGGUGCAUCUGCCACCACCUUCCUCACCGUAUUCAAGGCAUACAGCGAUAUCUUACAGGAGCGAGGGCUAGAUCCCCAUGAGGUCGUCUACUACGGCAAACUCCUGAAGCUGGGUACCUUAAAGGGCGGAAGCUGGGCUGACAAGUGGGAAAUGGUCAAGGUGCAGCAAGGAUAUGCUGAGAAAAGCAAGCCCACGAUAGCUGUUCGCACAAGCAGUAAUCAACCUACCAGCCGACAGCGAGCAGCACCUCCACCAGAACGCGCUGUUGUCCGUUCCAACCCCCCUCCACGCGACGAUGACUCUUUUACACUGCAUUCUCACGAAAAUGAAUCCGAACAAGAUGAAACAGCAGAAGACGUGAUAGAUGCUGUUUACCAUCAUCCGGUCCUGAUCCGAGCUCGUGCUCGACGACGACAGUCUCCACCCCCGUCUGAUAUCACUACCAACUCUCUUGGUCUUGACUUUAGGGGAAUACCGCCAUCUUCUUCACCGCUUCCACCAUCCCACUUAAUGCCACUGUCUCGCCAACGCCGCCUCAGCCUCUUCGGAUCGUCAGAGUCCGAUAUGGCCGGCGAUAACAUGAUUACACCCCCUGCAUACAACGCUGCUGCCAAUGAUCAUCUGAUACACCGACAAAAUUAUCAGAGCCCGUUGUCUCGAACCAGGCCCCCACCCAAAAGCGCUACGCCGGUACCGUAUGGCAAGCCAACAGUUCUGCCUGUUAAGGCUAGCGCCAUCAGUGAAGAUGACGCAUGGAAGAAGAUUGAUAUGUUACGUGACGAACAAGAGGCGGACGCUUUCUGUCGGCUUAGGCUGAUUGAACGAUGCUGGGAUGUCUGGAAACAAGGCUUCCAAUGGAUUAUAACUACUAAUGAUCAAAUCCAAGACGCUCGCGACAAUCUUGUUAUGCGUCUUACUCUUCAACGUUGGAACAGUCGCUUGGUUGCUUACCGGCGGACAUGUCAAAAUGCCGACGCGAUGGCGAAUAAUCGCCAGAUGAAGCAGGCUUUUUUGCGUUGGAGACGCAGUCUUGUCGGCAAACAACAUGAAAACUGGCGAAAUUCGAUGCGGUCGAAGAUGAAGAUUGUUCGUACUAAGCGGGAAGAGAGGUUGAGAAAAGAUGCCUGGGCUAAAUGGCGUCAAUCGUACAAGUCACAUCUUUCCGAUCAGCAUUACAAUGAGAGAUUGUCCCUCCGCUUCAUUCAACGUUGGAAAGAUAAACUGUCUGCAGUUGACGGUCUGGAGGAUGUUGCCGAUGAGGUACAGCGCGCGAGAGCCGAGCAUGCUGUCGAGAGGUGCUGGACUCACUGGCGGCAGAUGACACACUUGCGCACUGUUGAGAGUAUAAUUGUGCGACGAGUCGGGCAAACGGUUAAAAGACAAGUCAUGAGAACUUGGCAGAAACAGAUGAAUGACUUAAUUUCAGCAGAGGAAUACCGCAAUCUAAUCGUGGUAAGAAACGUCAUGCGACGAUGGAAAGCCGCACAGCUAUCUAUUCAUCACAUGGAACGCCGUGCGGAUAAGCAUCUUGCUAGGCAGGAUGAUGUUCUUCGUCGUGCCGUCACAAGGGUGUGGAAAGCCCGUGAAAGAGGGCGCUUGCUCGAGAGGGUGAAGGCGGUGCGACUGGUCAAAAGUACUUGGUUAGCAUGGAAACAGCAGCUGCGGGAGCAACGGGCUCGGGAAGAUAUCGCAUCUUCAUUCUAUGCGCAGUCAACACUCACCGCUCGCAAGACCUUCCAGACGUGGCGACAGGUUUUAUCGACCCAUCAGAACUCGCAUCUGUUCGCAGUUCAAUAUCAUUCGUCUCAUCUCCGUUACCGCAUGCUAUUAAUAUGGCGUAUUCGAUGGCACGAGCAGCUCAAGAUGAUGAAAAAAUCGCGUCUCAUGGAGAAAUUCGUUCUUAUGCGGCGUGCUUGGAAUACCAUGAAAGCGAAGUACCACGACAAGCAAAGAGAACGCCAGUUUCAAACGUUCAAAGUCCAGAAACUCCGGAAGUUAUUUAUGGUGUGGGCUGGGCAUGCCAGGCGCCAUCAGGAGUGUACCCUCUUUGACAUUCGGGUCAAACACAGAAUCCUUCGAUCGGCAUUAACGCAAUGGACCAACCGUGUCAUCGACAUCAAGCUGCAGGAACUUGAGGUGACUCAGCGACAUGAAGUAGGAAUCCUCCAGGCUGCAUUUAAUAAGUGGAAGCGAAUAUGUAUGCGUCACGUCGAGGAGCUAAGUCUCAUGGAAAGCUAUCGAGACGUAAAAAGAGAAGAUAAUAUUCGGCGCGUUUUCCAUCAGUGGCUUACUGCAGCUCGGGCAGCUCGCCACCGAAGGCUUCUUUUACAGCGGCGAGAAGAUGAAGUCCAGCUGGCAACCAUGGAAAUGGCAUGGGACAAGUGGAGAGACAAAUUCAAAGAUGACCAACUUCGGCCGAUUGAAUAUGAGCUCCUCAUUCGGAAUCAACUAAAUGCACUACGUCAGGUAUUCAAUGCAUGGAAAACUAAGACUAAGUCAUUGCCUGCCAUUCGGUUCCAUGCAACUCACAUCAAAACGAAGCAUUGGAAAAUCUGGACUAGUCAAAUGCCUCGCGCAAUGCUCGCUAGGAAAGCUCGCGAGGUGGACAAAAAGAACACACUAACAAGAUUUCUUGAUAACUGGGUUCAGGCGCAUCGUACCAAGCUUGCCCGAAAAGCAGUUGCACGGGCACGACAGCUUCGAUUGCCAACGGCCAGCAGCACCCCACGUCGACCGACGGUGCCACGUCCGGAAGGGGCGCCUUCACAACCAUUUCGAAGUGUGCUCCUGCGUCGGACGCCACUUGUCGAUUCUGUUACGGACCGGGAACCUAGCCCGCCAAGGCCAUUUGGGGUACGAAGCAGUCUAGUUCCUUCCAAACCGCGAUCAGAAACGAGUCCCGCGCGUUCCGGGAUAUCAAGUAGAACGCGCGAGCCGAGCCCCGCUCGUUCAACUAAAUCUGGGAUCAGUGGUUUCCGUGGACGUAGUCCAGCUUUCCCGCCUGCACCAUCGACCACUGCGAGCGGUAUCGGUAGCGAGGGACCCAGCCGGCUGUGGCUUGAGCUUCAAAAUGUUCAGAGAAAGUCCAAGGCUCCUAUCCAGCAGUCUAUUGGAAGGCGAUCUCCAUGAGUGGUAUUUAUUUGACGUAUUUAUUUCUAUGUAUGCGUUAUGUAUCCUGCAUCAUGCAUCAUGUUUUGUUCUCGCAUAUGGUAUGGGAUUG